Messenger RNA from Capsella rubella, 1044 nucleotides. Its product is annotated as probable pectinesterase 55. The transcript is spliced from 6 exons. The record is from RefSeq and is a predicted model, not a curated record. Gene Ontology annotation, molecular function: pectinesterase activity. The coding region runs from base 1 to 1044 and encodes 347 amino acids. Gene Ontology annotation, biological process: cell wall modification. Lineage: Eukaryota; Viridiplantae; Streptophyta; Magnoliopsida; Brassicales; Brassicaceae.
AUGACUAACUUGAGAGCUUCGUCAUUACUUAUCUCUUCUUAUGGUUUAAAUCCGAAAGAUUUCUACAAAGAUGUAACAAAGAUAUUGGUGGUUAGUCAUAAUGGUAAAGGUCAUUUCAAAACCAUCCAAGCAGCUGUAGACUCUGUUCCUAGUGGUAACACAAAUUGGAUUAAGAUUUAUCUUAGACAUGGAACUUACAAUGAGAAGGUAGUGAUUCCAAAGGAGAAAGAAAAGAUUAUAAUGCAUGGAAACAAUGCAGCAAAAGUUGUAAUACAAUAUAAUGACGCAGGAGUAUCUAAUUCGAGUGGUCCUUUCAUAGUAAACGCCCAAUACUUUGUAGCUAUCAAAAUUACAUUCAAGAAUACGAAUACCAAGAUGACACCAAAAAUACCAUAUCCAGCGAUAAAAGUCGCUCCAGCAGUUAUACUAACCGCGGACAAGGCAUGGUUCUAUGGCUGCAGCUUCAUUAGUGUCCAAGACACAGUCGCCGAUUCUUCCGGCCGCCAUUACUUUAAAAAUUGCUACAUCGAAGGAGCCAUCGAUUUCAUAUGGGGAAGAGGCCAAUCUAUUUACCAAAACUGUGUGAUAUACGUUAAAGGAGUGAUACCAAAGGCAAAGGUGAAUGAAGAAGGGGUUUUAGAUGGAUGUAUAACCGCGCAAGGCAGGGAAAGCGAAGAAGACACAAGUGGAUUUGUGUUUAAUAAUUGUGUGAUUGAAGGAGAUGGCAAGGCGUAUUUAGGAAGAGCUUGGCGAGCCUACUCUAGAGUUAUCUUCUAUGGAACUCAAAUGUCCAAUGUCGUCGUACCUCAAGGAUGGGAUCCUAUGAAUCAUCAAGGCCAAGAGGAUAAAUUUACAUAUGCUGAGGUAAAUUGCACUGGGGAAGGAGCGGAUAUGAAAGGAAGAGUUGGAUGGGAGAAGAAGCUUUCAGCUAAAGAUGUUAAAUCUCUUAUAGAUUUCAAAACUUUCAUUGAUGAAGAUGGUUGGAUGGCCACUCUUCCUUCUUCUAUCGUCUCUUUAUAUUCACCUUCUUCCAUUAAUUUUUAG